Messenger RNA from Acanthoscelides obtectus, 2259 nucleotides. The record is from the annotation of a GenBank genome assembly. NCBI's taxonomy places the organism in Eukaryota, Metazoa, Arthropoda, Insecta, Coleoptera, Chrysomelidae.
CGCCACCGUGCAUCUACUGCUUUCAGCGAAACGAGAAUAACGAAAACGUCGAGUGUAGACGGGGUGACAUGAACAGAACGCGCUAUAUUUCUAAAUAACGCUUUUAAAUGCUGGAAUUCGAUUAAUCGGUCUGUAACCUAUGCAGAAUCAAAGUUAGUGCCGUAAAUUGAAAAUCUGUGCAGUUAGUUUUGAUUUAUUAUUAGAACUAACAAUACAGUGCGACACCGAAUGUUUCAGUUUGAUGGCGCUAUGGCCGCUAAUACAGGGAAAUCAUAAUUUGCCUUAACCUCAUUUGUGUAUUUUGAUGUUGUUUACAAAUUUUUAAAAACUAGUGGAAGUCUAGUGCGUUGCAUAAAGGUUUGUCUGAAUCAAGAUAGCUAUGUAAAAUAAACAAGUGAAACCAUGGAAAACAUUGAUGACAGCAAACGACAGUUGGUCACUCAUAUUUGUUUGAAUGUACGAGUAUAGUUGCCCAUCCAAAUAAUAAUCGCAAUGAACGUAAAGCAAGAGCGGCAGGAUGAAGCAGAAAUUAGAGAAUUGGCGGCCAAAUUUGUGGAGGCCAACAAGGCUAAAAUGGCAAUGCCUCAAAGGACCCCUCAACCUCCAGGACAAAGUAUGAACAUACUCAGUUUCUUAACUAGUGAUAAACCUAAGCCCAAGACUGCUGCACCAUGUACCCCAACAGAGGCUGAUACAAAAAACAUAGAUGAAGAAUCUGUCAAAGGUAGAUUUGGUUGGACCCUCAUGGGCAAAAUGCACAUACCUUACAUUAUACGCUCUGGAGAGAGCUACUGUUCUGUCAGAAUGGUAGAGAUGAAAGUAUUAAACAAAUUAUUGAAUUAUCUUCAUCAAGACUUGUAUAAUUGUACUAAUAUUAGGAGCUACUAUAUAACUGAGUCUGAAGCAAAAUUAUUGAAUGAGAUAAACUUCAAACAUUGUGAUUAUCAAUUUGGACGAGAACAAUUCACACCAAGGGACCUUAUUGUUAGACUAUCUGAUGCAAAUGAGUUUUACCAGUUUUUGGGACAUUGUUAUGCAAAAUUAAUGAAUACUUCUGAUGCUGAUAAUUUGGACAGAUGUGGUUUCAUCAGGAUAAACAGAGAAUCUGUGGUUCCUUACACAGUAUACAAUGACCAAAAGUAUGUACCCUUAUUUUACUUUGAAGGUGAAACAGACAAUCUGAAGCAACGAGCUGACAAACUAGAAGGUUGGGAUCUAUCAUAUUUAAAAUUUUGUUGCAAAGUUCAAGGGAUAAGGAAUGAACUUUUUGCACAUGAUUCAUGUUCGGUUAUUAGCCUAAAUGACAUAAAGAACUAUUUUCCCCCAGGGACGGUGUUUGAGGACUACUGGCCAAAAAAAAACUUGGAUAGUCAGCUUUUGAUCAGUAGAAACUCAAGUCAAACACAAAUAGUUCAAUGGACAAGGCAACCCAUUGCACCUCCAAUUCAAGCCCACCCCUCCCCAUCUCCAAAACCAGCAACACAAGCAAAAGCUGCCAAUUCUGGUCACCUACAUAAUGUACAUGUUUUUUCUAACUUUGGAAUAUCUGGGGGGCAGCCUAUUUACCAUACCACAGCACAGCCUAGGACUGCGAGUUCUGCUGUUCGUGCUACUUAUCCCUCUGCCUCACGACAUCUCAGACCAUACUUCACUGGGUCUAUGGGAGGCCAGCAUCCACCACCUUUGGUUCGUGCAAACUCUGCUGCGAUGGCCCAAUACAAUGCACAGAAUAAGGCUGCUGGGAACUACAUGAUACUGGAUAACAUGAACCAGCAAAACAGUUAUCACCAAGCAUCACAAUCAAACUACCCUCCACCACUGCUUCACAUGAAUGGUGGAAUAUCUCGAUAUGAAGGACCACAAACCAGGGAGCUGCAGAACAGUUAUGGUGUGAACAGCUCAACUGGGCAGUUGAUCAACCAACAGCCUGCACACCAAGCGACGCGCACGCAAGCCGGUACGCCUGCAGGUUCUGCACCUACAGAAGAUAGGAACAGCAUUACAAAUGGACGGCCGAUGGUCAAUAGUGUCAUUUCACGGUAUUAUACAUAUUUUUCACUACUUUUUAUCAUUUUGUAUCAGAUUACUCGCCGUUUGCAAAGAAGGAAGUCAUCGUUGAGAUUCGAAAUUAUGAGCUUUUGUAUUCACAUUUUUUUAAGUAACACUACUUCUCUUAUCUGUUUGAUUUAAUUUAUUUGAUGCGAAUGUUUUAUAUAUAUAUACAAGUAUAUAGAGAGAGACAGAAAGAGACCUUUUGCA